Pan troglodytes (chimpanzee) is the source of this 2416-nucleotide messenger RNA. RefSeq names its product MAM and LDL-receptor class A domain-containing protein 1-like. NCBI's taxonomy places the organism in Eukaryota, Metazoa, Chordata, Mammalia, Primates, Hominidae. The coding region runs from base 513 to 836 and encodes 107 amino acids. Gene Ontology annotation, molecular function: protein binding. The record is from RefSeq and is a predicted model, not a curated record. The transcript has 3 exons.
UCUCUAGCAUGUUUAUAUGCAUAGUUUCUGAGUCAGUAGCAAACUAAGAACUUCUUGUGUGAUUCAAGCUAACCCCUCGAUUAUCAGAAGCAGAUGUUUCAAACGACUGAAGAUCAGUGAGGCAUAUCCUAUUUACAGGUUAAUAAUUGACUACUAGAUGCAGGUGCACCAAAUGGUCUUAGAGACAUUAGAUAGGAGAGACAAUGUCAGUGCUCCCCCUACCCUGCCUCCCCUAAUCUAAAGCCUACUCUGUUUCUUUUAUCAAGUGAUUGGCUGUAUGUUAACAGAGCCUGGGGCACUUUCCUGUUGAAAUGCCUUUAAUCCCAAGCAACUGGAUUGAUUUUUUUUUUUUUGGAUGGUUUAGAUUGGACGACUGAUUAUUGGACAGAAUGGCAUCUUGUCUACACCUGCGGUCUCCUGCAUUAUCAGGAAGAUCAAGGCAGCUGGUGGAAUCAUUCUAACAGCCAGCCACUGCCCUGGAGGACCAGGGGGAGAGUUUGGAGUGAAGUUUAAUGUUGCCAAUGGAGAUAUUGGUGGAGGCUUCAGUGGGAGAUGGCUUCACUGGAGAUAUUGCGAUUGAUGAUCUGUCAUUUAUGGACUGCACCCUCUACCCUGGUAAUUUGCCAGCAGACCUCCCAACUCCACCAGAAACGUCAGUUCCUGUAACAUUACCUCCACACAACUGCACAGACAAUGAAUUUGUCUGCAGGUCUGAUGAUCACUGCGUCGAAAAAAUGCAGAAAUGUGAUUUUAAAUAUGACUGCCCUGACAAAUCAGAUGAAGCAUCCUGUGGUAGGUGGAUUCUUAAAAUUUGUUUAAAUAUUGCCACAAAAUAGAAAAUACAAGUGUAAUCUCUAAGUAGCACAGGCUAGCAUCAUAGUUAGAUAUUUUCAACAGGAGUUAGGGCAACUUCUAAAUGUAACAGUUAGUCAUACAGAAAAUUGUAAUGGAAGAAUCAGAAUGCAUUUUCUGCCAGGCCCAGUAAGUGGUAAGUGUCUUUAGAUUAAUGUUUUGGAUUCAAAACUAUCGUUUUCACAAACUUUACUUGACUCUGGGAGUAGCAUUUAGUAGCUCUUUCCAUCCAUUCCCUUUGAUCUGUACUCCUGACACUAUAAAAUAGGGAAUGUUUAGGGAGGUAGCUUUAUAAUACUGUCAAAUUAAUUCAUUCAAAUUUUGCCAUUGCCAAAAUGCACAUUCAACAUUAGUACUAUUAAAAUAUGCAGAGUUCAUGAGAAAACCUAUCUUAAUGCAAAUGAGACUUUUAUCCCCUGUGUCCUGGUUUUUACCUGCCAAUUCAAUGGUACCUGCCAAUUCAGUGGCUUUUCCUAAAUGGAUCAAAGACAAACUAUUUAAUUUAAAAAUGGACUUCUCAGCCAAAGAUACAGUCUGAGAGGAGAAAAAUUAAUCUGUGUCUGAAUGAGCAAAACAUAAGAUCAGAAGGGUAAACACUUUGAAAUAUCUUUCCCUUCCCUGUUCUUUAUGGAGUAGCCUGUGAAUUGACUGUACCAUCAUAUUUCUCAAGUGUCUUGAUAAUAUUAAGGGCUUACAACAGACAGAUAACACGGAGAGAGUAUUGAAACCCUUGUUUUAUGUCAACCUUGUGAAGAAAUUCUAGGACUUAAGAAAUCCAGUGAGGUUCAUAUUUAUUCUUUUAAUCUAGAAAAAAAGGUUUUUUAAUGUACAAAUACACCACCAAUUAACUAUCUAAUCUAGACUAAAAAAGUCAUAAAAUCAAAGCUGACUCACUUCGUGCAUAAGAUGAUACAGUAAUUAACUCAAGCUAGCCAGGGAUUUAUAUCAUGCAUCACAGAUGGAAAAUAAUACAAUGGAAGGUGUGGUGGUGUUCAGACUUGCUCAUCGGAAGGCAUUCGAAUCCCCUUAUGAUCUUAUAUACGUUGUAGUGUUUCUAAGAGUUUAUACAAAACCUAAUUAAUUGCACAAAAUGAGUAUCUUUAGGGAAUACUGAAUUUCCUCUAAGUUCAACUUUGUCAUUUUAGUCAUGUCGUUUAUGAUUAGAGGGGAAGUUUUGAUAAAUUCUUUAAAUGUCCUAAAUGAGUGCCUACUAUUAAGCUAUUCUUAGUCAAAUAGUUUCAUAAUUUUGAACAAAUAUAAAUGAAUUAUUACCAUUUUAUUUAUGAAUAAACUGAGAUAUUGUCCCUUCCACCCUUUUCUAAGAAAAAAUAGUAUGACAAAUCUGCCUGUAAACUAUACAGAUUUUCUAACUGAUUUUGAAAAUUGUGAUUAAAAACACAUAACAUGGCCAGGUGCACUGGCGCACGCCUGUAAUCAAAGCACUUUGCGGGUCCAAGGUGAGCAGAUCAGUUGAGCCAAGGAGUUUGAGACGAGCUUGGCCAACAUGGCAAAACCCCAUCUCUACAAAAAGAAUACACAAAUUAGCAGGGUGUGGUGGCGUGUG